Penaeus monodon (black tiger shrimp) is the source of this 2997-nucleotide messenger RNA. RefSeq names its product semaphorin-1A-like. Gene Ontology annotation, biological process: negative regulation of axon extension involved in axon guidance; semaphorin-plexin signaling pathway; neural crest cell migration. The record is from RefSeq and is a predicted model, not a curated record. Bases 1 to 2634 code for a protein of 877 amino acids. The transcript is spliced from 19 exons. Lineage: Eukaryota; Metazoa; Arthropoda; Malacostraca; Decapoda; Penaeidae. Gene Ontology annotation, molecular function: chemorepellent activity; semaphorin receptor binding.
AUGGCGAGGGCGCAGAGUGGCGAGCGAGCAGCGAACAGCAGUGGGGGAUGGUUGUCAAAUAACAUUAUCGGAGUUUAUGCCGCCAUUCAGCCGGCGCCGCAACUCCACUUUGCGUCAGUGCACCAAGCUUAUACGAGCCAUAUGCACGUGCACAUAUAUUUCAUAAGGUGCCAGAUGCAGUGCCAGCAGGUUCACCGUGACCUGGACUGCCGCUUUAUGGCUCCAAGGCCCAGAGCUACAGUAUCUCCCCUCUCCUGCUCCCCCUCCCCCAGGCCCAUUUCCUCCCCCAGGGGAGUGAUAUGGCUACGGUGUCUGCCCGGGCCACUCCGCUCCACUGACUCGGAUACGACGGUUCUUAAGAAUGAGUUGGAGGCGCAGAUCUUCCCGGGAAACAGUAGCGUUACGGACUACUUCAGACUACUACAGAGAGACGGGGAUUCCCUCCUCAUCGGAGCCAGGAACAUCGUCUAUAAUAUCAGCAUCCAUAACCUGGAGGAAAACUACAGUCAGAGAAUAGUUUGGUACUCCACGGAUAAGGAUAGUUCCGUGUGCUUCAACAAGGGCAAGUCUGUGGCCGACUGCCAGAACUACAUCCGGGUCUUGGCCAAGGAGGGCGACGGGCAGUUCCUCGUUUGUGGCACCAACGCGUACAAGCCCCUGUGUCGCCACUACGCUCAGCAGGUGGACGGGAGUUUCAACUUCACGGAGACGAACGGCGCCGGCCAGUGUCCCUACGAUCCGAGACACAACUCCACUUACGUCUAUGUUGAUGGCGAGCUGUACUCCGGCACCGUAGCGGACUUCCAGGGGACGAUCCCGCUCAUCUUCAGGCAGCCCUUGAAAACAGACCACAAUGACUACAAACAGCUCAAUGCUCCGGACUUCGUGCACUCCUUCGACUACGGCGACUUCGUGUUCUUCUUCUUCCGCGAAACCGCCGUCGAGUACAUGAACUGCGGGAAGCGCGUGUACUCGCGGGUCGCGCGCGUGUGCAAGGGCGACCGGGGAGGCGGCCCACAGCGCUUGAAGAAUUCCUGGACGUCCUUCCUGAAGAGCAGACUCAACUGCUCAGUCCCUGGGGGGUAUCCCUUCUACUUCGAUGAGAUCCAGUCGACGACGGACAUCAUCACGGGCAUCUAUGGCGGGGAGAGCCACGAGAUCAUCUACGCCGUGUUCACGACGCCCCCGAAUUCCAUCCCGGGGUCCGCCGUCUGCGCCUUCUCCAUGCGGGCCAUCCUGGACACCUUCGAGGGGUCCUUCAAGGAACAGCAGACGCUCAACUCGAACUGGCUCCCAGUGCACCUGUCCAAGGUGCCUGAACCACGGCCAGGAAGUUGUGUAGCCGACAGCCAGACGCUGCCGGAGUUCAACGUCAACUUCGCCAAGGACCACUCGCUCAUGGACGAAGCUGUCCCGGGAUUCUUCGGCCGCCCGCUCCUCAUCAAGGCCUCCUUCGAGUACCGCUUCACCAAAGUAGUGGUUGAUCCGCAAGUCAACUUCCAAGACGGGAAGACUGUGGACGUCCUCUUCAUCGCAACGGACGGAGGCAUUAUCUUCAAGGCCAUUAAUGCCCAGUCGUCGGCAGGUGUAGAUUCGAUCGACCCCGUCAUCAUCGAGGAAAUCCGCGUGUUCGACCGGCCUGUCCCCAUCGUCAACAUGCAACUGGCCAAGCAGGCGGGGGGAGAAGGGAAGCUUAUUAUCAUCACAGACGAUGAGGUGAAAUCCAUUGAUCUCCACCGCUGCCACAGAGCCUCGUCUUGCAGCGCAUGCGUUGGGCUGCAGGACCCUUACUGCGGUUGGUUCGUGGGCCACGGGCGCUGCGGUCCGCUCGGCUCUCAGUUCGCCGGGCCCGUCUUCCAGAAUGUCUCAGGGCAUCACUACCAGUGCUCUAACAGCGAUGACAAUGAGGUUUACAAUCCGUCGACUCAGAUCCAAACUACCGAGGCCCCGUGCCCAACCGAGGUGGAGACCUGCGCCCCCUGUGUCUGUCCUGAGCCUCCCUCCUCACGCCCGCCCCCUGUUACUGAAGUUACCCCUACAGAGGGGUCGGUUGAUCAUUCGACCAUAUAUGAUCCACCUGUGGAUGAGGAUUAUUCCUUCGUCGAGAGUAACAGAAUUCCCCCAAUUACACCUGCAAAGGACGUUAAUGUGGCCAAGAGCAAUGCCGUGCCAGGUGUCGCGCCGGAGGGAGACUUACCUAAUGAAAUUCUUGGGCCUAUAGGACGCGAACCUGGGAUUGGCAUCGCAUAUGCUGAAGGCGGCGUUACUGGUCCUGUCGUUGGUGCUUCCCUUGAAGGUCCUCCUAUAUAUUCUGCCGAGACUCUAGCCAUUGCUGUCACAACAGCCUGUGUUGCAGCACUGGUCAUCGGCUUUAUCUCCGGGUUCCUCUUCUCUCGCAAGUGCAGAGGAGAUGAGUAUGCUCACACAUACUCUGAGACACCUUAUUUGGACUCGAAGCUCAGCAAACGAGACAACUUAGUUCCAUCAGCGGACCCAAACAUGUAUACGGCCAACAACAAACACAUCAAUAAUUUAGUGACUAACUACAAUCCCAAGAAUAUCAAUGGCAAGUCCAAUACCAACACUACUACGGACAGCAAGCUUCUGAAGCCUGCUAAAUGUGCCUAUAUUUGAAUUAAGGGAAAGUCACAUGUUGUUGUUGGCCAGAUCUACUAUUUUAUGUGUUAUAAGCAACACGCAAGUCUGUCAUUUACUUUAUUAAAGGAAGGCUUGCAAUGAAGGAUCAGAAAAUGUCAUAUUGCAUUUUGAUGUGGCUUGAAGAUGAAAGACUUCUUUUUAAUGUCACAUAAUGAAAAAAAAAGAAAUAUUCAGGAAAGCUCAUGCAGCUUAUGGUUUUCCUACUAUGGUACAUAUGACAAAGGAUCCUGAAUUCAUGAUAGGCUGAGCUUACUGCAAAUAGAAAAGGGAGAUGAUAGUGCCGCACACACAUACACACAAAAAGAAAGAAAAAAAAAAACAUUCACAGGACCAAGUGCA